Molecule: messenger RNA, 1695 nt
Organism: Neogale vison (American mink)
Lineage: Eukaryota; Metazoa; Chordata; Mammalia; Carnivora; Mustelidae
Gene: CACNG2
Product: calcium voltage-gated channel auxiliary subunit gamma 2
Exons: 4
Coding region: 529-1500 (323 amino acids)
Biological process (GO): calcium ion transmembrane transport; transmission of nerve impulse; positive regulation of synaptic transmission, glutamatergic
Cellular component (GO): postsynaptic density membrane; AMPA glutamate receptor complex; voltage-gated calcium channel complex
Molecular function (GO): voltage-gated calcium channel activity; channel regulator activity
Source: RefSeq, a predicted model, not a curated record
CAAAGGAUUUUCAUGGCGCAGGCCGCAGAGCCGAGCACGAAGACCGAAGGUUGCCUCCCGGCUUUUACAAUCUCUAACUGUCUAGGUCCCGACCAUGAGAGAUUGUGUUGAGAAUGCGGCUGUUCCCUGGUUCACUGUGGAAGCCAUCUCCAAAUUAGCUAUCACAUAUGGAAACUGGAGACCAGAAUUUUAGGAAAAGAGAUUAAGGCAUCUCACUUGGGGGGGUGGGGGGUGUCUUUUUAUUUUUUUCUUUUUUUAAAAAAAAAUACUGCAACUGGAACAGUUUCUGAUCUCAAAAGGCAAGCCUCUCUUCCCGUGUGAUCUUUAUAAUUUACACUCUUUUCCGUGAGCUUUCUUACCUCCCUGUUUUUAUAUCUCUCCAUAGUCUCUAUUCACACAUAUAUCCAUUAUAUUAGUAGUGAAAUUAUUUUUAUUUAUUUAAUUUUUUUUUUUGCUUUAGUACUUGUACUCUCACACACACUCUCCCGAGAACCAGAAGUCGGUUGGGUGUUUAUAUAAUGAAGAAUUAUGGGGCUGUUUGAUCGAGGUGUUCAAAUGCUUUUAACCACCGUUGGUGCUUUCGCUGCCUUCAGUCUGAUGACCAUAGCUGUGGGAACCGACUAUUGGCUCUACUCCAGAGGGGUUUGCAAGACCAAAAGUGUCAGUGAGAAUGAAACCAGCAAAAAGAACGAGGAAGUUAUGACCCAUUCUGGAUUAUGGAGAACCUGCUGCCUAGAAGGGAACUUCAAAGGUCUCUGCAAGCAAAUCGAUCACUUCCCAGAGGAUGCAGAUUACGAAGCUGACACAGCAGAAUAUUUCCUUCGGGCUGUGAGGGCCUCGAGCAUUUUCCCGAUCCUGAGUGUGAUUCUGCUCUUCAUGGGUGGGCUCUGCAUUGCAGCCAGCGAGUUCUACAAGACUCGACACAACAUCAUCCUGAGUGCUGGCAUCUUCUUCGUGUCUGCAGGUCUAAGUAACAUCAUUGGCAUCAUAGUGUACAUAUCCGCCAAUGCCGGGGACCCCUCCAAGAGCGACUCCAAAAAGAAUAGUUACUCGUACGGCUGGUCCUUCUACUUCGGGGCCCUGUCCUUCAUCAUCGCCGAGAUGGUCGGGGUGCUGGCCGUGCACAUGUUCAUCGACCGGCACAAACAGCUGCGGGCCACGGCCCGCGCCACGGACUACCUCCAGGCCUCCGCCAUCACCCGCAUCCCCAGCUACCGCUACCGCUACCAGCGCCGCAGCCGCUCCAGCUCCCGCUCCACCGAGCCCUCACACUCCAGGGACGCCUCCCCCGUGGGCAUCAAGGGCUUCAACACCCUGCCGUCCACGGAGAUCUCCAUGUACACCCUCAGCAGGGACCCCCUGAAGGCCGCCACCACGCCCACCGCCACCUACAACUCCGACAGGGAUAACAGCUUCCUCCAAGUCCACAACUGUAUCCAGAAGGAGAACAAAGACUCUCUCCACUCCAACACAGCCAACCGCCGGACCACCCCCGUAUGAAGCCCGCGGGGGGCCUGGAGCGCGCCUGCAGGAGGGGCGCGUGGCCCUCCCCUCUCGCGUGGGCCCCCCAAGGUUGGGCGGGGGGCAGGGGUAGGGGGUCGGGAACCCAACCAUCCAUUGGGGGGGGAACCUUCCAAAAGCAAAAAAAACAAAAAAACAAAAAAAGAGAAAAACAUAACAAGUAAAUUAAAAAAA